AUGACUAUAUUGGUAAAUUAUUUAUAUACCAAAAUAUUCGAGAUCAUUUUAAAUUUUAUUUACAUAACCAAAGAAACUAAAGAAGAGUUAUUAUCAGUUCCAAGAUAUAUAUAUAAUAACCAAGAAGUUCUCCAAUACAGUUUAGUAAAUAAAUUUUGUUUUAAUAGUAUUUCAAAUAUAUUAGAAAAAAAUAUAUUAAGGUUCAAAAAUUAUGAAGCUUUAAAAUCCUUAAUUAAGGAUUCAAAAUUUAGUUUAAUAAAAUUAAAAAACUCAGUUAUAGUUUUCAGAACAAUGGGUGAAUAUAAAGAAUUUAUUGCAAAUAACGAUAUCAGAAGUUUUAGAAAAGUUUUACUUCAUAGCAGUGAAAGAACAUUAAGAUCUAUAUUGUCAUCAAAUGAAAAGUUCCCAGAGAAUGUUCAUAUCAUUUUGUUUUUAACAAUCCUCCCAAAUUCAAUAGAUUAUCACGAAGAGACUUUAAGUAGUGAAAAUUUAAAAGAAAUUAAAAGUAAAAUAAAUAUAAACACUCUGUAUGUAUUUGGUUUAAAUAAUAGCACCGACCUUUUACUAGAAAGGAUCUCAAAGUUAAAUGCAAAAUCAAUUAUUUUAAAUUCAUAUAAAACAUCAAUGACCCCCAGCACAUACCCAAAUCUAUCCGUUUUAAUGAAGAAUCCAUGUAUUAGAAGUAUAGAUUUAGAGUCAUGGAUCCUGCAACCUAACAAAGUAUUAGAUAUCAACGACAGCUCACUAAAAUCACUCUCUUUAGGGUACGACCUUCACUAUAAAGAUCUUUAUAACCAGGGAACCAACAUCGAUACUAUCUUCAUCAGAUUGAUAAGUAGUUGGGAUGUAGUCGAAAGCUCUUUAUGCUCCUAUAAAAAAAUUCAAAGAUUCAAAAUAAAAGGUGAUAUUUUUAAAAGCAACCUCAAUGCUGAACAAGUUUUGAAAUUUGGGCACUACAAUUGCAAAAGAAUAAAUUCGAUUUUAACAAAUAAAACAAUUAAUAUCGAGAUAUUAUUAUUAAACCAGUUUGAAGAGACCAAUAGCAAUUUGUUCAUCGAUGGUCUAUUAAGGAAUAAAACAAUUAAAAAAUUAGAAUUCUUCGUUUCAAAUCCAAACCAAAUCAUCCAAAAGGUUUUACCAUUUAACAAAACAAUUAGAAAUAUAUUUAUUACACAGGGGGACAAUUUAGAAGAGAUUAUUAGUUUUUUAAAAACAUUAGCAUUUACAAAAAAUAUAGAAUUGUUUUCAGUUUCAAUUUACCUCAAUACAAAUGUAAAGAAAGAUUUAAAGAAAAUAUUCAAUUGUUUAAUUAGCAACUCAUUCUUUUACCAAAGCAUUAACGAGUUUAACUUUUAUGUCAAAAUUCAGUUCCAAAAAUACCACUCCUCUUUUAAAUCGCAAGUAAUAUUAAAUAACCCCAAAACUAUAUUUAAUUUUUAUUUUUAUAAAUAA
Messenger RNA from Dictyostelium purpureum, 1452 nucleotides. RefSeq lists its product as uncharacterized. The coding region runs from base 1 to 1452 and encodes 483 amino acids. The record is from RefSeq and is a predicted model, not a curated record. Lineage: Eukaryota; Evosea; Eumycetozoa; Dictyosteliales; Dictyosteliaceae. The transcript has a single exon.